This is a messenger RNA of Miscanthus lutarioriparius, 507 nucleotides long. The record is from the annotation of a GenBank genome assembly. Lineage: Eukaryota; Viridiplantae; Streptophyta; Magnoliopsida; Poales; Poaceae.
AUGGUCUCCAUGGCGGCCGCGGCGGCGGCCGUGGGCGUGCUGCUGCCGUUCCCGUUCUACUACGCGCUGUGGACCCACCCACAGCGUUGGGUGGACUUGUGCGGCCGCGGCGCCGACCCGUGCCGGCGGAUGGCGCAGGUCUCGCACGCCAUCAAGGCCCUUCAGCUCCUCGCGCUCGCCUCCGUCGCUUCAUUCUCCGGGCCCCCGCCGCUCUACUGCCCCGUCCUCCUCGCCGUCGGCCAGUAUCUCAACUUCAAGGUGUACCAGCUGCUUGGUGAGUCUGGUACCUACUAUGGCGUUCGAUUCAGAAAGACGAUCCCGUGGGUGACAGAGUUUCCCUUUGGCUAUAUCAAAGACCCGCAGUAUGUUGGGAGUAUGCUUAGCCUCGUCGCACUUCUGUGCUGGGUUCCGCUUCAGUAUGUGCUGCUGUGGUGCCUUGGUUACGUUUUCAUGAUGUGGGUCGAACACAAGGAAGACCCAGCCAGUCGUGCCAAGGUCAUCUCCUAA